Jatropha curcas is the source of this 2747-nucleotide messenger RNA. RefSeq names its product RING/U-box superfamily protein. Gene Ontology annotation, molecular function: ubiquitin protein ligase activity. The record is from RefSeq and is a predicted model, not a curated record. NCBI's taxonomy places the organism in Eukaryota, Viridiplantae, Streptophyta, Magnoliopsida, Malpighiales, Euphorbiaceae. Gene Ontology annotation, cellular component: cytoplasm. Gene Ontology annotation, biological process: protein ubiquitination.
UCGAUUAGCCUUUCCAAAACGCGCAGAGUAGCGCGUGAAACCACUGUAUCCUUCCAAAAGUUCAAUUAUGGAUGGAAGGGUUUUCGGUCGUGGCUGCAACGAACCUCUCUGUUCGAUAAGAAAUCCUCAAACAGAAAUACAACUGUAUAGAUAAUUGGGUACAUACACGACUUAUAAUCACUUGACGAGGAUAGUAAUUGACUUAGACCUCAAAUACGCUAUCAUUUCUCUUUCUUCGUGAUAGAAAGCAUUUUCUCACCAACCCAGCUUCUUUUAUUAUCAAGGUGGUUGGAAUUUCAAGUCUUUCUAUUCUAUUUUUUGCCCUGAAAUCGCUUUUUCAAGUAAUUUUGUGCUAGUUUAUGUUAUCAUUUAGGCUUUUAAGUGAUUUGAUCUUAGGGCUUUGGUGGGCGAGUUGGGAAUUUUGAAGAUCGAAGCAUUUUCCUGCCUGGAAUCGAUUUUCUGGAUCUGUCUUGAGGAUAAAUUUGAGUUAAAGUUAACUAAUACUGGUUGUCAAGGUUAACAGAUGGACAGGGACUGGGAGAGAACCUCUGAGGACGUGCCUCUAUCUGUAGUUCAUGGCCAUGUGGAUAGUGGUUUAGUGGCUGACCAUUCUGUCCAUCCUGCAACAUGUGUGAUGUGCAGAAGAAUUUUUGCACCAGAUACUGAUGAUCUUGAAAAUAUCAGUAUAUGCGGGGACUGUAAAUUUUUGCUCCUUGAAGAUGUGGGGGAUUCCACCCAUGGUUCUCUUCAGAGGAGGCCACAUAGAGGAAGAAGAAAUAGGUACAGCAGCUCUGAGUCAAUUGAAAAUCUUUUUUCUCAACAGUUAUCACAUAUGAUUAAUGUGGUAAGGCAAAACCUCUCCACUGCAUCUGGGCAUGACAAUCAAUCUGUAGAUGGGGAUUCUUCUGUUAGACUGUUGGCGCACACGAGCUCCCGUACAACCUCAGCUGGUUCUAGAAGAUGGCGACAGGUUCUCUCAGACACUGAAAGUGAGGGCUUUGAUAAUUUGGAUUCUGUUUAUGGGGAGAUUGAAACCACUCCCAGCGUCAGUUGGCACAGGGCUUAUCAUGGUGAUAGUGAUGCCAUUUCUUUUAGUGCAUAUGGAGGGGACUCUGAUGUAUCUAUUGAUGGACAUAGUUUCCUGGAUACAGAAAUGUUUAUUCAACCAGAUGAUGGAAGCAAUUUUGAGAGUGAUACUGACAUUGAUCCAAUGCAUGCUGGUCUCAACCACUGGAACUUAGAUGAUGAAGAGGAGGAGGAAGAAGAAGAAGAAGAAGACGAUGGUGAAUGGGAAGAAGCUGAUAUUGAGGAAGACACAAUUCAACCAGUGGUAGCUGGAUCUCAACUUCAAAAUUAUUUGAUUCCAAGUCCAAAUGAAGGUAAUGGCUCUAAUAAUUGGCAUCGGCAGUUUGAUUCUCCUUUUGAGGCCCUUAUUAACUGGAGAAGAAGGCAAAGUAGACAAGCAUCUAACAGGGACAUCUUUGCUCACUUGGAAGCAUCAGAAGUACCACGAUAUGUGGGGAAUUCUGGGGAUUAUCUUGAUGCAAGAGGCUUUGAGGAAUUGCUUCAACAUCUUGCUGAGACUGACAACUCAAGAAGAGGAGCCCCUCCUGCAGCUAUGUCCUUUGUGAAUAGUCUGCCUCUUGUCGUCAUCAAUGAGGAACAUAUGACACAUGAUGGUUUAACUUGUGCAAUUUGCAAGGAUAUUUUAUCCAUUGGCACUGAAGUUAACCAGCUUCCUUGCCUUCAUGUAUAUCACCCUUCCUGUAUUUUGCCAUGGCUUAGUACCCGGAAUUCGUGUCCUCUAUGUAGGUUUGAACUACCAACUGAUGAUAAAGACUAUGAGGAGGGGAAACAAAGCAAUAGCAAUAGAAUAGGGAUACAUGAAGUUCAGCAGCAGGAUGAUGCAAGUGAAGACAGCUCCUCUGAUGUCUCAGAUGAAGCUGAAGCCGAUGAAGUUGGUGAAACCGAGCAAAGGCAGGUUCUAGAUCCGCAUCCUGCUGUAAGUAGCUCUGGAAGAGAAGGCAGCAGGAGGAGAUGGUUUUUUCUUGCUGCUGCUGCUGCUCCAAUUGUCAGUCUAGUUGGUAUUGUUCUUGUGUUUUGGCUAGGAAAUCCUCAAGGGAGAGGACGACCAAUCCGUCAUUGCAUCUUACCUGAAAGAGGGAUUAAUCAAAUUCAAGUUCCCAGCUCGUCUGCUCCCAACCAAAGGGGUAACAGAAGCCGGAGAUGGUGGUCUUUUUUCUAAAUGAUUCAAUGCUUGACUGAUGAGCCUAAUACAGUAUAUUCAUACACGAUUAUUACCAACUGGAUAUUUUUUAGGAAAGAGUAGUAAGGUAAUUUCUUCUUAUGCUAGAAAUUUUUAGUGCUUGGCCUGGAGUUACAAUUUACAACAUUAGUGUGGGAAUUGAACUGGCAAAGUUUCUGAAUGUUUACAGAUGGUCCAAGCUCUUGUGCUGUUUUCUUUUUCACAGUUCAAUGAUUGGAAUUAAUUACCAACAGAAGUAGCAUUUUUGCCACAAUCUUUGAUGACUGGAAAGGGGUUUGGAUAGUAUUUGGGGAAUUUUUGUUUUUGAAUGAUCCGUAUCUCAUUUUGUCGACUUUUGCUGCUGUCUUUGUAUCAGCGAAGGGAUAAGUAGACAGAUUAUUGUAAAGAACGCAUGCAAUAUUAUGCAUGAAUUAUGAAUAGCGUUGCAUUUGUAUAUAGUAUUGACUAGCAAUAUGAUAAUAUUUGAUGAUUGAUUAUUUUC